This is a messenger RNA of Penicillium daleae, 675 nucleotides long. RefSeq names its product tetratricopeptide repeat protein. The record is from RefSeq and is a predicted model, not a curated record. Gene Ontology annotation, molecular function: protein binding. NCBI's taxonomy places the organism in Eukaryota, Fungi, Ascomycota, Eurotiomycetes, Eurotiales, Aspergillaceae. The transcript has a single exon. Bases 1 to 675 code for a protein of 224 amino acids.
AUGGCUUCUGAAGGGGUGACGAUUCAGUCUGAAACCAGGCUUCGGGAUGCGAAAUGUCUCGUCGAGAACAUCGUGGGGACAAUAGAGGGAAUGAAAAAGCAGAAAGAUGGGCCGGAGCAAGACGACGACACUUGGAUCCUCAGAGCGUACAAUGAGAUAGCGGCCAUCUAUGGUCUACUUGGGAUGACGCAGCAAGAAAAGGAAAUGUCCGAGAAUCUUUUGCUCAAGAUGGAGGAAAGGCGAGGACCCGAUGACUUAGAGACUAUGUUCAUUGUCCAGCGAGAGGCCCUUCGGUACUGGGAAUGGGGCAAUCUCAAGGAUGCAGUCUUGCUUUUUGAACGUGCUCAAGAGGGUCAAUCAAAAAUGUUUGGAGAGGACAGCAUCCAUGUCAUCAAAAAUACCCUGUGUCUUGCCGCCACUUCUAUGGCACUUUCAUUGAAAUAUGCCGGUGAAGGAAGGGAUGAUUUGAGGAUUGAAAAACUUCUGCAGAGCACCAAAGCCUCAAAACGGGUGGAAGCUUGGGAGAAAAAGCAGCUAAGUGGUGAUCUUUUUCAAGUGCCAGAUGCCUUCUUCUUGUUCCAAGCCACUCGACAGAUGGUACAGGGCAUGCUUCGAAAGACAUUCGAAAGCGGACUUAUUCACCGAAGUGUCAUUCCCAAAGAAUAUUUCAAUUAG